AUGUGUGCAGCGAUUGGAUACCCUAUGUUGGGAGCCUGUGCAAUUUCAGCUUGCCCCGAGCCCAGCAUGGAAAAGGGAUUCGCGCUGGGCUGUAUCAGCACGGAGGAUUAUUGGGUGAUGCAGGUGAGGAUCUGGAAAGAAACGAACUUCACUGUGAGCUGGGAUAUCGUAGUGGAUUACAUGAAGCCGACUAUCUUCCACAGCAUCGCCCG
This is a messenger RNA of Symbiodinium necroappetens, 212 nucleotides long. Lineage: Eukaryota; Dinophyceae; Suessiales; Symbiodiniaceae. The record is from the annotation of a GenBank genome assembly.